Messenger RNA from Schistosoma guineensis, 545 nucleotides. NCBI's taxonomy places the organism in Eukaryota, Metazoa, Platyhelminthes, Trematoda, Strigeidida, Schistosomatidae. The record is from the annotation of a GenBank genome assembly.
AUGAAGGCGUGGAUUGAUAAAGCAAGAGCAGCAUAUUUACAACUGAAGAACAUCUGGAACUCAGAACAUCUGUCAACCAACGCUAAGGUCAGAAUUUUCAAUACAAAUGUCAAGACAGUUCUACUGUCUACUAAGGCGGAAACCAGUAGAACUACGAAAUCCAUUAUCCAGAAGAUACAAAUGUUUACUAACAGUUAUCUACUCAAAAUACUUCGGUUACGUUUGCCAGACACUAUCAGCAACAACCUACUAUGGGAGAGAACAAAUCAGAUCCCAGCAGAGGAAGAAAUCAGGAAGAAGCACUGGAAGUGGAUAGGACACACAUUGAGGAACGCACCCAGCUGUGUCACAAGACAAGCCCUCACUUGGAAUCCUGAAGGCCGAAGGAGAAGAGAAGGACCAAUGAAUACACUACGCCGGGAAAUGGAGACAGACAUGAGAAAAACGAGCAGCAAUUGGAUAGAGGUAGAAAGGAAGGCCGAGGACAGAGUGGGCUGGAGAAUGGUGGUCGGCAGCCUAUGCUCGAUUGUGAGUAACAGGCUUAA